AUGCUGAAUCUUCUUGACGACGUUACCCUCGGCAUCGAUAGUGUUGAUGGCACCUAUCUUCUCGUCCUUGACGAACUUGCUAUGCAAUUUGUGCGUCAUGGCAUGGAACUUGCGUCGCCAGCGUGUUCGACACCUUCGCCGCGGAUCCGGGUCGGGAUCAUCUCCUUCGUCAUCGUUGCUUCCGCUUCCGCUUCGACUUCGGGCAGCGCCUCGGCGAUCGCGCGUGAGUCGAGGCUUGGGGAGGUCCAUCGUCGCGGCGAUGGAACGAGUACGGUCCAAAGCAUCUUCGUCGACAUCCGAGCUGACAAACUCGGAUCCUGUACUCGUUGGGCGUCCGGGUGGUGCUGAGGACGGUCUCGUGCCUUGACUCGAGAUGGUCGCCGUCGGUAGGACUCGAUGCGCCGUGCGCACGUCCUCCACGCUCGAGCCCGAGCCCGAGCCGUUCAACGAAGAAGGAGAAGCCUCCUUACCCUCCAUAGACGAAAGUGCACUCCCCAUCUGCGUUCCCGAUCGCUUCUCCUCCAUCUUCUCAUCCCGUGGACGUGGAUCGAUCCUCCGCGCCGUGGGCAAGGAGGGAAUCGAGCGUCCAAAGAGACGACCCAUCUUCGAUCGCACGCACGGGCGGGCAGAGGGCGUUCGUGGGGAUGCCGAUGCCGGUGGGGGGACGGUCUCGGCGAUGUGCACCGACCGCGUUCUCGGGAUACGUGUGGAUACGGGUCAACUUAGUGAUGAUGUGUACAAGGCGACAUUGUAG
Molecule: messenger RNA, 754 nt
Organism: Microbotryum saponariae
Lineage: Eukaryota; Fungi; Basidiomycota; Microbotryomycetes; Microbotryales; Microbotryaceae
Source: the annotation of a GenBank genome assembly